AUUCCAAGAGGUCAAACAUUCUGCAUAGAGAUGUCGAGUAACAUUGAAAAUACAGCUUAUUACCAACGGAUCAUGUCAAUGUAUAUUGACCUUGGCACAGAAACGGUAUUGCAAGUCUUUUUGUGGUUACUAUCUACAACUGGAUAUAUUGAUACCAAAACAUUCUUAAACAAGUGCAACACAAUACUGUCUGAUUUAAAGAAGAAAGGUAUUCUGAGUCAAUCUGAAUACAAUAAACUUAGAACAGCAGAUCCGAAUCCAGAAACAUUCGAUAUUACAUUACUGAUGAAACUUAUUACACAUCUAUUCAGCAAUACUGUGGCAGUGCCCAGUCGAGCUCCACAGCCAACAGAAUAUUCUCUUGGAUCUGAUCUAUAUCGAUUAAGAAAAUUCAGGAAUAAACUAGUACAUGAGCCUACUUCACAAAUAUCUAAAGAUCGUUUUGAAUAUUUAUGGAAUAAAAUAAGUACCGUUUUGGAAAGAGUAGUACAAGAUAUAGACCCUGGUGCAACAGAAGAAUUACAGAACAAAAUAUCUCGAUACAAACAAAUGCCACUAGAUCCGGAUGAUAUUGCUAUAAAAGCAAAAUUAGAAAGGUUGAAAGAGUGGAAAUGUGAAAGAAACAGGCUUAAAGAACAGACAGAAGAUCUACUCCAGAAGGCUACAGGAUACCAAUUAUUGCUGAAACAUACGCCAGUUCAAUUCAUGCGUUACAUAAGACUGCUCUUUGACGGAGGUAAGCUGAGACUAAUUGGGAUCCUUGAGCGAGAAUGUGAAAGCGCGUCUAAACUAGUCCAUGUGGUUCUACGAGAGUGCAGUGACACAUCAACUACAGAAGAAACCGAAAUGGAUCCAUAUUCUAUGGACGUAGCCGUGCUUGCCUCUGCCAUAUUGGAUACGUUUAAGACCAGCAAAACUUUGAGUUCAGAGGAAAUCAAAAGAAUAACAUGCCUUAAAGACGCAAGAAACCUUUAUGCAGAAACAGCACUAUCGUCUGUGGGUGAUGACACGAGCGAUUUUUUCAAGAGAUGGACAGAUUUAAUACACAGCCUUUUAUCACUAUCGGCCGGUCUUGGUGGGACAACACAGGUUCGUUGCAAUGACAUGAUUGAACAAUACACGAAAAUGGAAGAUAUUGAAGAUAACAAAACAUAUCUGUAUCUGAAUCAGUUGAAGCAACAUGGCACCGAAGUAAAGAGCUUUGAGGAGCUCUACAAAGAAAAUAUUGAUGGACUGAAGCAACUGUUAAGACAAAUGACUGAGGGAGACGAUAAUUUUUUAAAGGCUCACGCAAUUGAAAUAAAGAUAGUAACACUUUGUGAAAGUAAAGAAAAGAAAACCGAGGCAGAGGACAGACUGGAAAAUGCUUUCAAUGCAGCCCUUAAUACGUGCCCAGGUGACUCGUCCACUGGCCAGUUGAAGACAGAAGUAGACAAAUUCAAACAGAAAAUUUCUAAACACUCUGAUGUUAAGGUAGUAGGGAUAAAGAGGAACUGUAUCUUGAUGAUUCUUACAUGUUCAACUUGUGAAGGAAUGCUUCAUGUACUGGAUUACAUAGAAAGUCAAGGAUUUCAAGAAAGUAUGAAUAACAUCGCAGACGAAUUAGCUUUCAUGUUUGGUGAGCCGUUCGCUGUUCGAGGACACUUAACCUUAGAAAGUAUAUGCGCCGUUUUAAACGAUCCAAGAGGGGCUAAGGUUGAGGGAGAAGGUGGAAUAACACUUCCAAUUGAAUGUUCGUCAACAGAAGGUAUUGGACAUGUUUUAACAGUGCUUGGUGAUGGUGAUACUACAAACAGUGUAAAUCAUAUGGCUGAAAUUCUUACACAUCACCUUAAUGAAAGAAUAUCUUUGAAGAUUUUUCCUGACCUGAAGGGAUUUAGAGACUUAUUUGAUGAAACAGAUACGGACACCUCAGGGUCUGGUAGUUUAAGUUAUGAAGAAGAGAAUGGAGAGGAAUCAGACAACAUUGUUACUGUAACUCACGAAGAAAACGUCAGUGAACGUAAAGACAUCACUGCAUUCAAAGACCAGUCACCUACAGAAAAGGCAAAAGAUGAAACUGUGUUGGAAAAAGUGUCAGAGGAUUGUUCAAAUCGAAUCAUAAACCAAGAUUCAUGCCAAGACGAACAGAUGGCAGAAGACCCUGCGAAAAAGGAAACUCUUAGUUAUGUACAAGAUGACGAGAAUGUAUCUUCAGACUGUCCUGAAGUUGUAUUUCAAGAAAGGAGUUCAACACAACAGUUAUCUGAAAAGACCUUACUCGUUCCGCUAAAAGGGCAUAAACCAAAUCAGUUGAAAACCCAACAUGAGUUGAAAAGUGUAAAACAUGUGACUGUCGAAAAUCUGACUGAUAUUCUUGAGAAAAUAAAGCAGACAUUAAAGAAAAUUACUGAAAUAUUCGACGAAAUGAAAACGAAAUCGACAAGAGAUUUUAAUCCAGAAUAUCAAAUGGUGGUUUUAUUUGACGAAAUACAAAUGCUACUGUCGAGAUUGGUAACAAAGUUAGAUAAUGACGUAUUGCUCUGGAAGGACAUGUUUAAACGCCAAUAUGCUGGGCUAGGAACCUGUCCAGAUUUGAAGAAUCUUGGAAGAUGGUGUGCUGAGACUGGUCGCAUAAUGUAUGAUCUGCUUUGGGGUAGUAUACCUGUGUGGUUUAAUGUUCUCGUAGAUUGUGAACACGAUAUCGCCCCUCUGGAAAGAUGUAAAGAAAACUUAGGAAAUUUAUUGUAUGGCUUUAUAGCCAGCACCUUUUUGGUGACCAGGCAACACAGUUGUGUAGCAAAACUUGAGCAAAAAUAUUUACCUGAACUGGUUGUAAGAAUUUUGGCGCUCGACAAAUGUCCACAACAUACAGAGGAGAUAAUAGCUGAAAUUCUGUGUGAAGAUGACGUAGUCAGUUGCAUCGAUAGUGGUAACGAUGACUUCCAAUAUGAAGUCACUACAAGGGUUCAAGAAGCGGAAAAUUUUCUGAGUUUCAACAAGGUCCAUUUCGCAUUUGUUGAUCGAUAUGAAUAUGCUGCUCACUUCCGAAGGUUAAAGCUGAAAAAUAAACUGCUUCACAGGGGCAAACGUGAACAAAUGGAUGAGUACGAAGACAAAUACAGAUUCAUCUUCACUACCACAAUUUAUGGAAAGGAGUUCGAGACAGUUUCACUCCCAUUUGUGUUGACUGACGUACCUGACCAGGAAAUUCUUGGUCAAGCGUCCAUAAUGUGGCAAUAUUUCCUUACGAAACUGAGUUGCCAGUCACCACAUCCACUUUCAGACCUGCCCUGGCAUCUUGUUGAGCAGAUGUUACAGUCUGCUUUACUAAGAUUAUGCCCGUCAAGACCACUAACGGAGGAAAACCUAAUGUACUUAAAACAGAGAUUAUUGGGUGCAGCUAUUGCAGAUGAGUGGGAACUUGUUUCCUUUAAAAAGUUUUGUCAGGAUAACAUAGACUGGUCGGAGGACACACAUGAAAAGACCUUCACAUCCUGUUCUUUCUGGAAAUGGUUUGUUGGAAUAUACAAUCUAAUUGAUGAAAGCUUUCUACAUUUAUGGGAAGAUGGCUUGAUUGUUGGAUUUAUUAGCACAAAUGAAGCCCGAACAAUGUUGGAGAAAUUGGACAAUGCAAAAUCAGGAAGUUACAUUUUGAGAUUUUCUGAACAAGUGACAGAUGUUGACGAUAUGAAUCGCACAUUUGGCCAACUAAAAGCAUGCGUUAUGGUGGUUGAAGAUAACAAUGGUCAACGAGAGAAGACUUUUUAUGAUAUAGAAAUAGGUGGUCCGGAGAAAUUCAGGACAAAGAAUCUUGUUAACAUCUUACAGGACAUAAACGAAACAAAACAGCAGCAGUUUCUGUAUCUAUAUCCGGGUGAGCUUACAAUGGAAAUGUUAACGGAGAAGUAUUGUAAUCAAGUUCCACAACGUGCUGAAGUUAAAUUAUAGAUAUCUAUUGUCCUUUGAUGGUAAUGAAGGGGUUCUAUAUCUGAAAAGCCUGAAAUGCAAUACGAGAAACAGGAGAAAAACAGCCGGAUUUUGUUUAAUAAAUAUGUUUAAUAAUGACUGUACUGAAGCCAAGGAAUUUAUUAUAUGUGAAAAAAUACUUUGCUACAAAGAUGUGAGACAACAUUGCAAUGAUUUUGACACAGUUUCAAUAAUUACGAAAGUAAAAUAAAAUACAUGACUUCUGCAGGGGAGGGAUUUUAGCUUUUUUCUUUGUGCAGAUAGGAUUAUUGCUAUGUUUCAACAUUUUACAAUAUUUUGUACAAAAUAUAUACAAAAUAUGGUAAUUUUGCAUAAGGCUGUAUUUCGUGAGAAGUUGAUCAAGUUUGAUAAAGAGAAGUACUUUCCUGUUAUAUGGUAUACAGGAAGGAUUGUAAACGUAAUAUUAAGACACUUUUUAAUAUUUUAUGUGGUAUAAUGAUAUUGCAUUUUAAAAGGAAGCCUGGUGUGCCCGUUUGUAUGCUUAUCUCUUACCUCCGCAUUUCUGAUGAGACAGUUUUAUUUCUGUGUAACAUUAUAGUAUUUGUUAUAUGCUCAGUACAUCUAGAAACGCAACGUUUUUACCCUCGUUUUUAUACUUUCGUUCAUAAUUUCCUUGUACAUGUAUAUUUGAAUUAUACAAAGGGUCCAAAUUCACGUUUGAACAAGCACACAGUUAAUAAGUUGUAAAACCACCAUUCGCAUUUAUCAAUGCAAGGCAUCGUCGGUUUAAAAAAUAUUGACUGUAAACCCAAGUGUUGCGUUUCAAGAUGUACUCGGUAUAUAAUCCAUUUCAUCCAUUUCUGAAAUUACGAUGAUAGUAUAUGUAACUCUUACCUUCUUGUGUUUACAUCACAGUGGCAACCCAAAAAAGAUACUUAGUCGCGCAAAUUACUGUGUCCAGUACCUCAAAAAGAAGGCACUGGAGCCUCGCAAGUAAACAAAGUAUCUAGAAUGGCACAAACACUGAAAGUAAUUUGAAAAAUUGAUGUUGAUGUAUAAUAAAUACGUAGGAUUGUUACUUCGGGAAACUUGCGAAAUAUAUUUCAUUUGAAUACAUAUCCUAAAACGAAACUGGCGUGUGUAAGGGGGAGUGACGUGUACACAUUCUUUCAAUUUGACGACCUUAUAAAUUACGUUUUCACCAAGGACAUUGAUACUAACAGUUCCUGGUAAACAUACUUAACCUGUAAUAUAUAUGACUCGUGCUAUCAUGCGAAUAACUAAAGCAACAUGAAAUUUGAAUUCAAAUAAAAUUACAAAGACACCAGAUUGUUUUAAAAACAUUUAGUGCACCGGUAUUUGUAAUCGUAAUUAAAAUUAUUUUAUACUCGUGAUACAGCAUAAAUUAUAUUUAAUAAGUUUUCUUUUCUUAGUUUAAGUACUAAUACUUACAACACUAAUGCUAUAAAAAUAUGAUACUGAUGCAAACGUAUUUGAGGUAGAAAAUUGUAAAACUCAUUUCUCUGUCUAUAGAAAGCAUUUAAAGUAUGAAUGAAAUAGCUAUCAAAAUCAGAUUUGCUUCAGGAAUGCCAAUACAACACUUUUCCAUUUCAACAUAUCACGUCGCAAGUUUUAAAGUGAUUAAAGUAUACGAAUUGAAAAAGCGAACUUCCAUUAUGAGUAUAGUAGUUGUCUUUGGCCUGAUUCUGUACAUCGUGUAUCACAGACUGUUAACACCGUCUAAAGUCAGUGUGUGUGUGUGUGUGUGUGUGUGUUCGGGUCUUUUCAGACAAUAUACGUUCUGUUUCAUACAGCAUAAAUGUCUCCGAGUUUGAACAAAAGGACUCCUGUGCUAAUGAAAAUAUACAUGUAGCUGCCUCUAACAUAAACGCUGUUGUCAAGUUUUAUGGAAAAUGAUCUGAGCUGACAUAUCAGAAUUGCGUGGAACUAUUCUUUUAAACAUCUACAACUGUAUGAAGAGCUCCUUGUACUUCGACUAGCAUACUUUUAUUUGGCACGUUUUACACAAUACGCCAAGACAAGUUCUAAGCAAUUUAUUGUCAAUGUUUCAACGUUACGUUGCGCGUCAUUGCGUUAAAUGCAUAUCAAUUUAUCAGAAGCUCUGUCAGCGUCUUUAUAAAUCAUGCAUGUGUCUUUUCACACAAGUUUUGUUUAUAGACAUUUUCAAGUGGAAUCCUUGAUUCUAGUUUGUUUUGAGCUGCAGUUCCGUGCACUGCAUGGUAAAAUGCGCUUCGAGGUAUCCUUACCGGAUUGUGCAUGGAACAUUCUGAAUUCGUAGACUACACAAAAUAUCGUGUUCAACUAAACAGUGCCGUGUAAAUAGUUUAAGAAGUGUCAAAGUCAAACAGCAUCGCAGGUAAGGUUUCUAGCCAGUUAUAAGGCAACUAAAACUAGCAAAUGUUCUUUUGCACACACUCUUUUCUAAUAGUCACAUUUUAUGUAAACGCAUGUGCUCUCAAUACUGAGGUCUCGAACAAAAUUUGAUAAGCAUAAAAUUUGUAUUUUCACAAAGUCCAUAAUUUACAACCGUUAGGCUACAAUAAUGAAAACGCGUGUAAAAAAGACGGACACAUAUUUAUGAUGUCGUGUAAGAUUUACAUGCAGAACAUAUACAUUCUCGAUCAAAAUGAAUUUAAUUGACUCCUACUCAUAUCGUAAAAUGAUCUUUUUCUAUAUUGUUCCAAGAUUACUUUGCGAUGUGCAGAUUUAAACCAUACGACGCGUAGAUUCAUGUGCAAAAGUAAUAGCAAUGAUGACGCAUCACGUGUUUUAAGUUUAAGUAGUUUGAAAAUAAUCUUAAUGUCAGGGCAAGAAAAAAUAUCUGGUUGAUAAACGUUUCGCUGACUUUCCGGAUAAAAAUAAUUGCUGAAACACUGUAACCUAGUAUCUUCUACUCACACGAGCUUAGAUGUUAAGAUUUGAAACCUCCAUUAAGUACUAUUCAAUUGCCAUAUAUAUUAUUUAAGGUAAAUAUCAUGUUUUACUGACCUUGCAUGUAUUACUUUCGCAAUAUCGUAUGCAAAUUGAAUAAGUGCAAUCGAAUAAGUUAUAAUUAGAAAAAAUAUACAUUGUCUGCUACCAGAAUGCUUAUCCUGUAUAGUGAAUUCACUUUUUAGAAACAAAUUUAUUAUUUUGAUAAAAAAAAUAUCACUGAAUAUUUCUAAAAUCAUUGAUUUUCGAAAAAAUGAGCAUUUGUUUGGUCAUAUUUAGGUCACAUAUGUAUGUUUUUAGCUGUGAGCACACUCAAGGAUCACAAAAAUAUUUUGACCGUAGGUCCAGCUUCUUUCAAAGAAUUCAUGUUUAUUUUUAUUGUGGUCGGCAACUGUGCUCGUCUCGUAUUGAAAAUUUCAGAUUUCUUAAAAAAUAUGAGUUAAAAACUGAAGGAUUCCCAUACCCUUAAUGUUAAAAGUAUUUUCAUUAACGUCCGAUGUUUUCUUUGAUAAUGAAAGAAUUGUAAAAUAUUCAUUGCAGGUUGAUAAAACAAUACUUCUUGAUGAAAGACAACAUGUUUUUUCAUUCUAUUUUGAGACUUUCAGUUUUUAGGCCAUUUUUGGGCAAAAGUGAACCUUCUCUUUUGUUUCUGAAUAUCUGGCUAUGGGUUUAAACACUGUAUAAAACAAUUUUACUAAGACAGUCAGCUGCCAUAAAAAUGAUUUACGUCUGAAAGGAAGGAAGUGUUACUCUUGUUUCAAUUUUACCAAUUUAUCUGUUUCAUAGACUCAUGACGUCCAUUUUUGUUUGUAAUGUUAAUUCAGUUGCGCCAUUUCUGCUUCUAAUGAAACAACUAACAUUUUAAUCUUUACGUUGAGUUUAAUAUUAUUGCAUUAUCAGUAGCGUCAGUCAAGGGUUUUAUCGCCAUGAGUUUGACCACGUGACAUCUUUCGACCAAUCAAAUUUCUUGCAAAAUAAUUUUUGAAUAUUUAAAGUUAAAAAAAUGGACACAAUGGAUGUAAACAUUUAAAAUGUAGGGAUAUUGCAUGGUUGUUCGUGUUGUAACAUCUUUAGAAUCCCGAGGGUACCAAAGAUUACCGAGGGAUGUUGAAGAUGUUAUAACACAAAAAGAACAUGCGCUAACGCUGUUCUAGCAUAAGACGCGUAACAACCAAGUAAAUGAAUAUAUUGUCCCUCAACGUCAUUCAAUUUUCAUGAAAUGCGCGGUAAAGUCUAUGAUGUUUUUUUUUUUAACGUUGACGUCAUUUUAUUUGGAUUGUCUGUUUUGGGGUCAUAAUAAUUUUACGCUUUGCGACGGAACGCGCAUGUUUUAAAAGAUGUUUUGACAGCACAUGAGCGCGAAAAUCUCUCUGCUGACACAGAUGCAUUUUCUCUCCUGUUGAAACAGCCCCGAAAUGUGACAAUAACAGCAGUUUUGUGCCAUUUAUGCUAAAAUAACCGAUAAACGCCAGUAAUGGAAGUAAAAUAUGUUAUCAAUUUGUACUGAUUAUGAUACUUGCUGCCGUUUUUGCGUUACAUCUGGUUAAUAGGUUAUUUGUUUUUAAAUGCCCUAAGAAGCCAUUACCAGUUACUGCCAGCACAAGUAUAGUAAUGGGAAAGAUGCUAUGCACACAAAAAUGUGAAAAGAGACACUAUUAGAUGCGCCUUUAAAAGGCUUGUCGAUCAUUUGAUAAAGUAAAUCGGUAACAAAUCGUGUGUUGACCAAAUAUUUGACAAAGUUACCCUGCCAAUUGUCUUAAAUUUAAAUUGUAGCAAUCGUUAAUGCAUUACUCAUAAAAUCAUUUUUAAACAUAGACAUUUUAGAUUUUCCCGGGAAGUAUUUUAUCAAGUCGGAUGUCUCCCGCGAAAUAGGAAUUAACUCUCUUGGUAAAAACGAAGGUCACAUGCAUCCGAAACACGAUGGAUUUAAAAGUUACAAGGACAAGUAAAAUUAUUUCUGUUUGAAACAAUAUUGAAAAAAAAGGUUACUAAGUUAAUAGGAAAUAACAAUAAACAAUCUUGUUUUUUUUCUUUCGUUUAUUCAUUUAUUCUCUUAGUACCGCGAAAUUCCUAGCAACUAUAUAGAGAUUUGUCUCGUAUCAAAAUGGCGAAUACCUACGAUAGUUUAUCGAUCCGUAAUAAGAAACAUUAGAAACUAAAGCGAAAUAUAACAUUUUUUGCAUGUGACUGAUGCAGAUCUUUUCCAAUCUAAGUAGAUCUGUGUGAGAAAUAUAUCAUAUUUAGUACAUAGAACAUGCUUUUAUUUACGAGAAAUAUCUAAAUAAAUUAUUGUGUUAACUUAAAAUAUACCUGUUGAGGAAAUAAAACCAUACAAAGUAAACACAAAGAUAAUUUAAAUCCAAAAUUUGGCGUAAAUACCAUGUUUGCUUGAAAAAAAAAACGACUGAAAACGCGCCAAAACGUUGAAAGAAUGCAAUUUCAUAAAAAUUUUCCAAAACCUGAAUUCCUGUACCAUGUGCAAAUUCUAUUUUGUGAUAAACAUUUUAAAUAUAAACUAAAAACACAUGUUGUUUUUCUUAGAGAUCAAAACUAGUUUUACCUACUAGAUACGAUUUUAUGUUGCAUGCAUUGAUCAAAUUAUUGUUAAUACAAGGACCUCAUCAGCACAAGCAAAACGAGUUAUGUUAUAUUUCCUGUCACUUAACAUUUUUACGUUUCUCGGUUAGGAUUUGGGGUAAAAAAAUGUUAAACAUUGGUCAUUUUAAAUGUUUAAUCACUUUAACUUAUCUAAUAUAAUUUUUUAGCAAACUCGUGUUUCGUUUGCUCAAAAAUAAUAUAUGCUUGUAAGCGUGAUACUGAUUUAACUUAAUUAUUGGUAUGCGAAAAAUUAUGAGACAAACCGGUAAGUAGUUAAGUAGUUAUUUUAAGACGGACCUGUACAAAAAGUACGAAAAACGUUACGAACCACAUGGUUGAAAUGCUUAGAUUAAAAAAAAACAUGAAAGACAUAUUAUUGUCUAGAUUCUGCCAUUAUGAUAGUCUGUUGGCUUAUCUAUAUAGAAUCUUAUCAAAAUAUGAUUUUAAAGUAAUUAUCAUAUGACAUAUAUAUCUGUUGCCAUGACUAGAAGAAAACUAAAAUGAACGCAUAGUUUUGUUCAAUAAAUAAUCAUUCCAUUUUUAGAUGCAAAUAUACACACAUAGAUUAUCAUAUAUAGACACACACAUACUAUUAAACGACGAAACUAUUUGUUUGACUUGCGUUGGUAACUAGAAAAACUUGUUCUUUAUCUUUUAUAGUUGUAUCAAAACAUUUGUCAAACUCAAAAUCAUUUUGUACAUAUUGCUUCCUUUGCUUAGAAUUCCAGUAAUACAUAUUUUGACUGUUAUAAUGAAUAUUUUGUUAUAUUUUUGUAUUUUAUAUUUUAUGUACAAUGUAGGCUUGAAAUGACUUAGUAAGAUUACAGCAGAUUUGCAGACUAAAUUGAGUUUAUCCCGUUUUCAAAAA
Mercenaria mercenaria is the source of this 10327-nucleotide messenger RNA. RefSeq lists its product as uncharacterized. Gene Ontology annotation, biological process: defense response; regulation of cell population proliferation; cell surface receptor signaling pathway via JAK-STAT. The transcript has 22 exons. The record is from RefSeq and is a predicted model, not a curated record. Lineage: Eukaryota; Metazoa; Mollusca; Bivalvia; Venerida; Veneridae. Bases 31 to 3930 code for a protein of 1299 amino acids. Gene Ontology annotation, molecular function: DNA-binding transcription factor activity, RNA polymerase II-specific; RNA polymerase II cis-regulatory region sequence-specific DNA binding.